Molecule: messenger RNA, 963 nt
Organism: Triticum turgidum subsp. durum (durum wheat)
Lineage: Eukaryota; Viridiplantae; Streptophyta; Magnoliopsida; Poales; Poaceae
Source: the annotation of a GenBank genome assembly
AUGGUUUACAAAGGCAUAUUGUCUGAUCAGCGUGUUGUUGCAGUAAAAAAGUCUAAGGUCAUUGAGCAGUCUGAGAUCAGUCAAUUCAUUAACGAGGUUGCAGUGCUCACUCAGAUAAACCACAGAAAUAUUGUGAAGCUCUUUGGAUGUUGUCUCGAAACCGAGGUUCCACUGCUAGUGUAUGAUUAUGUAUCUAGUGGUUCACUAUCUGAAGUUCUUCAUGCAGAUACAAGAAAUGAUUUUUCUUUGUCUUGGCGUGAUUGCUUAAGGAUUGCCCUGGAAACAGCAGGAGCUCUAUCUUAUCUCCAUUCUUCAGCUUCAAUAUCAAUCUUCCAUCGUGACGUGAAAUCCUCCAAUAUACUCUUGGAUGGGAAUUACACAGCUAAAGUGUCAGAUUUUGGUGCAUCCAGAUUGGUUCCGAUCGAUCAAACGCACAUUGUCACGAAUGUGCAGGGUACAUUUGGGUACUUAGACCCAGAGUAUUUCCAUACCAGGCAGCUGAAUGGGAAGAGCGACAUGUACAGUUUUGGUGUGGUACUGGCGGAGUUGCUUCUCAGAAUGAAGCCUGUUUUCACAAAUGAAUCAGGCACAAUCAAGAGCUUGUCAAACUAUUUUCUCCAAGAGUUCAACGAGGGAAGAAUCACAAGUAUUGCUAAUUCCCAGAUCAUCGAAGAAGCAACCGAGGAAGAAAUCAACACUGUCGCCUCUCUUGCAGAGCGGUGCUUGAGGCUACAUGGCGAUGAAAGACCCACCAUGAAACAGGUGGAGACGGAACUGCGGACUCUAUGGACAAAACGGAUGAACUCAUCUCAGGCAGAUCCAAGGAAUGAAGAACUGAUGCAAGCAGGGUCGUCAACUAGAAGGACUAGAUCUGCUCUGCAAUCGUCUGUCCGGUCAGGAGGUAGCCAACGACGCUAUAGCUUGGAGGCAGAGUUCUUGUCAUCUGCUAGCUUACCACGUUAG